Messenger RNA from Alternaria arborescens, 321 nucleotides. RefSeq lists its product as hypothetical. Lineage: Eukaryota; Fungi; Ascomycota; Dothideomycetes; Pleosporales; Pleosporaceae. The record is from RefSeq and is a predicted model, not a curated record. The transcript has a single exon. Bases 1 to 321 code for a protein of 106 amino acids.
AUGGCUGAACAUUGGGACUUCGCCAACAAUUCGCCUGAUACCGGUCAGUACGAGUACGUAGAGCCUUCUCUCGAUGCAGGUCACGACGUCCAAUUAGAUCAGGCUAUUGACCGUACCUUGGAUGAGGUCUACGCUUCCCCAAAAACCAAGCAGCAAGACCAGGCCAUAUCCUUCAUGCUGGAGGUCAAUACCAGGGACGAUCUCCUUCGGUUGACUGAGACCUUCACUGCUGCUGAAGAUGCUGGAUACAACCAUUGUCUUUCGAUCAUCUCGGAGAUUCCGGCCGAGAAUCGCGCCGGGAGAUUCGCGGCUAUCGGUUAG